AUGGCUACCUUCACGUACAAUAUCACCUCCCCUGGACCUGCCGACGGUUCUCCCUCGCCUCAGCUGCACACAGUGCGCCUCCUGGAAGCGUACACUCCUGAUCCUUGGUCAGACGAAGAGCCCCAGCACCUCCUUCCAAUGCCCAUACCCAUGCCCGUGCCCCUCUUCUCUGCGUCCGGCGACCUCUCUAAGGAUGCAGCAAGUGAGGUAUUUGCUGAUUUUUCUGCCCUGCCAUCCACCGUCUCUGGUCUCGAUGAGAUUAACUGGAACGAAUGGAUCCUGUUCGACUCGUCCCCCGUCGAUGCUACCCCACCAUCACUCCAACUGUCGGAUAUUUCCGACGACCCCAUCGAGGAGGCUCACCCAAGCCAAAGUGACGUUGCCGAUGACCCACCCAAUCGACGAGAGCCAACCCCUCCCCUGGCCUCAGACAAUCGCGAAGGCAACACAUUGAAGGAGCCGUUGAAUUACUCCGAUAGUUCCAUCGAGGCUGACCCACGCCCGGGCGAGGAGCUCUAUGUCCAAGUCCACCGAUCAGAGCAGAUUAUCCCCCUGGUGUCCGGCCGUUGGGAAGGCGAUGCGUUGGGGGAGACGCUGGAUAAUCUGGAAUACAUUAUUUUGCCCCUUUCUCAGGUGAAGAUUCUGAAGCUGGUGUAUAAGCGAGACGGGGAUGAGAUGUACCAGAUAGUAGGAUGGAUAGAUUUACAAGAAACACGCGGAUAUGGCACACAAGGAAAGUGGUGGAAGUGCUUGGUUUCUGCUGGGCGAGUUCCGGGGGGUUACGAGGUGAGCAUGGAGGGUUGGAACUGUUGGCAGCUUACUGGAAUAACGAAUGUCGUCGAACGAGGUCACGUGGAUUAUGUCAGCAUUGAUUCAAGGUGGCCCAAUUUCACGAAACCUUUCUAUUUCUACGAUGUCGAACGCGAAUCAUGGCAUGCAAAAGCAUUCUACCUUUCUACUGCUGAGACGGCCGUCAGCCGUCUGGAGCGAUCAAGGAAAUUUGGAUUGGAUGCAGAUUAA
Molecule: messenger RNA, 1020 nt
Organism: Histoplasma mississippiense
Lineage: Eukaryota; Fungi; Ascomycota; Eurotiomycetes; Onygenales; Ajellomycetaceae
Exons: 4
Coding region: 1-1020 (339 amino acids)
Source: RefSeq, a predicted model, not a curated record